Messenger RNA from Meira miltonrushii, 1380 nucleotides. RefSeq lists its product as uncharacterized. NCBI's taxonomy places the organism in Eukaryota, Fungi, Basidiomycota, Exobasidiomycetes, Exobasidiales, Brachybasidiaceae. The record is from RefSeq and is a predicted model, not a curated record. Gene Ontology annotation, biological process: protein monoubiquitination; DNA damage tolerance. Bases 1 to 1380 code for a protein of 459 amino acids. Gene Ontology annotation, molecular function: metal ion binding; single-stranded DNA binding; ubiquitin protein ligase activity. Gene Ontology annotation, cellular component: nucleus; Rad6-Rad18 complex. The transcript is spliced from 2 exons.
AUGGCUAAAAAUGGUGGGGGAGCAUGGAAUUUGGUAGCAGCAGAUGAUCCAAGUGAUUGGAAGGAAGAGUUUGCAUUCCUCAAAAGCUUAGAUUCUGGACUUCGUUGUGAUCUUUGCUUCGAUAUAUAUACCGCUCCCGUUUCGAUAAAGGAUUGUAGCCAUACCUUCUGUUCAGCAUGCGUUCGAAAUGCGAUCAAUAAACCGGGAGAAGAAAUGAGUGGCAAAUGUCCAAAAUGCAUGAUCAAAAAUGUGUACGAUUCUAGCUUGUUACCUCAGCCAACGUUGGAGAAUGUUGCUUUGCAAUGGAGAAAUGCGAGAACGCAAUUGUAUGAUAUGCAACAAGCAAGACUGCAAGAACAAGCAGCUCGAGCAAGUUCUUCGACCAAUGGGCAUAUAACUGGAAAACGUGCAAGAGAUGAAGUUGAACGAUCUUCUUCUCCCUCUUCUCCACAUCUUCGGCGUUCAAAACGAAGCACAUCAGCUCGGAAAGCAGGUACACCAUCUUAUGCUGAACAUGUCACAAUUGACGAUAGCAGUCAAGAUGAAUAUGAAGACAUACAAAGCUCUGAACCCGAAACAAAGACGUCUACCCCUCAGCCUGCUCAUCAGCAGAACAAAAUCGACACGAAAGACUACAGGCAAAUAGGAGCGAGCGAUCUGGUGCAAUGCCCAAUGUGUCAGCAUACAUUCACCUAUCGUGCCCUGAACAUUCAUUUGGACAAAGGCACAUGUAGUCCAAAUGAUCCGGAACCUUCCCCGCAAGAGAGAGGACUCACUGCUCAAAAAGUCGGCAAUGCAACAUCUACCAGCGCCUGGCUCAAUCCCGCUGGUUUUGCAACACUAACUCCAGGCAAUUCAUCCAAAGCAACCAUCAAAGAAGAUCGACGAAAGAAGCUGGUGAGGCCGGCAUACGAUAUGCUAAAGGUAAACGAUAUCAAGAGACUUUUGCGGGAUUGGCAGCUAAAUUCUGCGGGGAAUGAUCGAAAAAGAAUGGUGGAAAGACACAGGAAAUGGAUCAAUCUAUUCAAUGCUAACCUUGAUGCUUCGGAACAGGUGCGAAAAAGCAAUGCUAGCUUACGUCAAGAGUUGGAGCAAUGGGAAAGAGCGCAAGAUGAGGCCAGUAAUGGGCUUUCUGAAAAACGUGCAAAGACAUGGGCAAUGGAUCACAAGAAUGAUUUUGCUACUUUGGCAAAAUUGGCUCGGGAAACGCAUUUGCGUGAUCGUUCGAAGCAUUUGGAAGAGAAGAAAGCAAAAGAGACAGAAGAAGCAAAAAGUUCAACGGGAGUAGAUGAGGGACCGCAAACCGUACCGAUGAACUCGGAGCACAAUAUCAAUACAUCCAUACCCCGGGAGGAAAUACAAGAUGGAAACAUAGAAUGA